AUGGCUGCACGUCGUUUUACAAGGAAAGAGAUCGAAGCACGUAACCAUCGCGGCGAUGCAGCUAUAAUCAUUGACAACAUCGUUUACGAUAUAACUGGUUUUCUUGAUGACCAUCCAGGCGGUGUAGAGGUUUUGCUAGACAACGCAGGAACUGAUGCCACUAAAUGCUUCCGUGAUGUUGGACACAGUGACGAUGCCUAUACAUGGCGUGAGCAGUACGUCAUGGGAGAGGUUGUGGAGGAAGAAAAAUUGCCAGUGGAGCCUCGUGAUAAGCAGCUGGAUACGACGCGGGAGCCGCUUUCGUUUGGAGCGCUUGUAGGAGUUGCACUGCCUCCUAUUGGUCUUGCGGUUGCGUCUGCGCUUCUAUACUUCUACCUCUUUGGGUAG
Messenger RNA from Cydia pomonella (codling moth), 387 nucleotides. Its product is annotated as cytochrome b5-like. Gene Ontology annotation, cellular component: membrane; intracellular membrane-bounded organelle. The coding region runs from base 1 to 387 and encodes 128 amino acids. Gene Ontology annotation, molecular function: heme binding. The record is from RefSeq and is a predicted model, not a curated record. Lineage: Eukaryota; Metazoa; Arthropoda; Insecta; Lepidoptera; Tortricidae. The transcript has a single exon.